CCUGUACAAGAAUUUGGAAUCUAUUUCACAUCAUGAUGUCUCAGAAAACUCAUAUGAGGAACGUCAGCGAUCUCCUCGAAAUGGAACUGCUGUCAACAGUUCAACCAAUACUCAUUCUCGUAACAGCCAUAAUGGCUCGCCAUCCAGGAAUGGCUACGACACAUACAUCCACACCCCGCAAAGGGAGACGUACACCAAAGAUAACAGACUGAGUCCUUCUCAAGGCUCCUGGCAAGGCUCCUCGCAUUCUGUACUAAGCCUCCCACCUUCACGUGGUUCUUCCAUGUCAAGGCGGGGCAUAGAAUCCCAAGUCCUGGGUGGUGCAAUGUCCCAUGUUACCACCAUGGAAACAGAUAGGGGCAGUGUUGUGAAUGAUGACAUCAGCUGUGACCGAAGCAGAAGCAUCCAGAGGCGAGGUAUGGAUGCCUUAUUGACCUCUGAAGAAAAGAAGAGUUCAGCAGACGUUGAGGAGGUGUUUAUGACCAUGGAAGACUACAUUAUCCUGGCUGAUAUUCCAAAAAUUCACUUGGAGCCAGAGGAAGAAUAUCCAGGGCUGAGGAGGAGAAACCAGAGUCCAAGUCCGUGUAGGGACCAGAGGCUCAGGACAUACAGGUAUCAAGAUGAAACAGAUCUCUCCAGCUCAAAGUUUGAGUCAGAUGAAAGAGGCCGGGGCAGAGAAAGAGGGAGGGACAGACGAGAGAAAUGCCGUGAUGCCGAAAGUGGACGGUUAUCUCGAAGACAGUCGACGGCGUCUCUUCAAACACAGAGUUCAGGCAGUCAAAGUGGAAAGCACAGAUCUUCAAAAGUGAAGGGAAAUACUCCUUCUGAACACUCGCGGACACAGGGAUGGAUAUCCAGACUGGAUGAGCACGGAAACUGGCAGAAGCACUGGUUUGUUCUCUGCGAUACAUCGCUGAGGUACUACAGAGACUCAGAGGCUGAUGAGUCUGAUGAUCUGGAUGGAGAGAUUGACUUGACAUCCUGUGUGAAUGUAUCAGACUGUGAUGUCAAGAAGAACUAUGGAUUCCAGAUCCAGACAAAGAGGGCAGUGUUCACUCUCUCUGCAAUGACCUCCAGAAUACGCCGAAACUGGGUGAAGUUACUGAAGCAAGCCAUCCAGAACAACGUUGCCUGA
This is a messenger RNA of Thalassophryne amazonica, 1135 nucleotides long. Its product is annotated as myosin phosphatase Rho-interacting protein-like. Lineage: Eukaryota; Metazoa; Chordata; Actinopteri; Batrachoidiformes; Batrachoididae. The transcript has 8 exons. Gene Ontology annotation, molecular function: actin filament binding. The coding region runs from base 284 to 1135 and encodes 283 amino acids. The record is from RefSeq and is a predicted model, not a curated record. Gene Ontology annotation, cellular component: actin cytoskeleton. Gene Ontology annotation, biological process: positive regulation of substrate adhesion-dependent cell spreading; actin filament organization.